Molecule: messenger RNA, 2616 nt
Organism: Protopterus annectens (West African lungfish)
Lineage: Eukaryota; Metazoa; Chordata; Ceratodontiformes; Protopteridae
Gene: TBXAS1
Product: thromboxane A synthase 1
Exons: 14
Coding region: 225-1820 (531 amino acids)
Molecular function (GO): iron ion binding; heme binding; oxidoreductase activity, acting on paired donors, with incorporation or reduction of molecular oxygen
Source: RefSeq, a predicted model, not a curated record
GGGAAUUGUAGUACGUUCUUCUGUCAUCAGCUUCAGUUCUGUCACUGGAUUUUUGGUAGAGUAGUGGCGAACAUACAUUCGUUAACUCCUCAGAAGCAAACAGGAACUGAGGAGGCGAGAAGAAAAGAUAGGAAGAUUCAUUUGUCAGAAUUAUUGCAAAAGAGCAGAAGAGACUAUCACGUGGAUUGUGGAAGAAGGAAGAGUGAAACCUUGUGAGAAGGACCAUGUUGUUUACAGAGGACUCUACAUCAAUGAUUACAGUAGCGCUUCUGGUAGUCCUUGUGGCACUCAUUUACUGGUAUGCUACUGCCCCGUAUUCCCAGCUCCACAAGCUUGGAAUCCAGCAUCCCACGGUCAUGCCCUUUGUUGGGAACCUGUUCUUCUUUAGCAAGGGAUUUUUGGAUGGCCACCAGAAGCUGCUAAAUGAAUAUGGGCGACUUUGUGGGUAUUAUGUUGGGCGCCAACCUGUUAUCUUGACUGCGGAUCCUGAAAUGCUUAAACAUAUUCUUGUGAAGAACUUCAUUAACUUUCCUAAUCGAAUGCAUGUAAGAAUGGUUACCGAACCCAUGAGUGAAAGUAUUUUGUUUUUACGGAAUGAGAGAUGGAAACAUGUCAGAAGUAUGCUAACCCCAGCUUUCAGUGCUGCAAAGAUAAAGGAGAUGGCUCCCUUGAUAAACAAAGCAUGUGAUGUUCUUGUGAAAAACCUCCAAGCAUAUGCUGAGUCAGGUGAAAAUUUCAAUAUCUGCAGGUGUUAUGGCAGUUUCACUAUGGAUGUUGUUGCUAGUGUGGCUUUUGGUACUCAGAUAGAUUCCCAACACAACCCAGAGGAUGCUUUUGUGAAGAAUGCCAAGACGUUCUUUGAAUUCAAUACAUUUGGGCUUCGAAUGAUGCUAGCAAUAGCGUUCCCAUUUUUGAUUCCUGUUCUCCGUAACAUGCCUAGCAAAAAGGGAGCUGAGAUGAAUUCAUUUUUUUUGCAAGCAGUAAGAAAAAUGAUUGCUUUCAGAGACCAGCAACUGCCGGAAGAGAGACGAAGAGAUUUCCUUCAGCUAAUGCUGGAUGCAAGGAACACCAGUAACAGUAAUAUAGGUGUGGAACACUUUGACGUUGUUAAUAAAGCAGAUGAAUCACUGCCGCCUAUAGCAAUUUCGGGAGAAAAAACCUCUAACAGAACACAGAAGACCUUGUCAGAAAAUGAAAUCCUUGGCCAAGCCUUUAUCUUCCUGGUGGCUGGCUAUGAGACAACUAGCAGCACACUCGCCUUUACCACUUACCUUUUAGCCAAUAACCCCAAAUGCCAAAAGAAACUGUUAAAUGAGGUGGAUGCAUUUUUCUUAAAAUAUGAUGUUCCUGACUAUAGCUCAGUACAGGAGCUAAACUACUUGGAUAUGGUAAUCUCAGAAGCACUGCGGAUGUAUCCACCUGCAUUCAGAUUUGCUAGACAGUGUCUGAAUGACUGCCAUGUGAAUGGGCAGUUUGUUCCAGCUGGCACCAUUGUUGAAGUACCUGUCGCCUGCCUUCAUCAUGACAAGGAGUACUGGACAGAGCCGGAAAAGUUCAUUCCUGAGAGGUUUUUACCAGAGGCUAAACUGCAACGUCAUCCCUUUGUCUACCUUCCUUUUGGAGCAGGACCUCGAAGCUGUAUUGGAAUGAGGCUGGCUAUUCUUGAGAUAAAGAUUACACUGGUUCGAGUUUUGCAGAAGUUUGAGUUUGAGACUUGUCCUCAGACACAGAUUCCACUGCAGCUUAAUUCUAAAGCCACUCUUGGACCUAAGGAUGGCAUUUUCAUAAAGCUUGUACCACGCAGAGCAUUCUAUGCUUAACUCCAUAUCCUGUUGCCUAAUGAAGAUUAUUCAAUAAAAAAUGAGAAUAAACUUGCCAGUGGGAAUAAACUGAGAACCUGAAAUGAGAGGGUUAUCCUGAAAUAUAUUCCUGGAAUUAGAACCAAAUGCAUUUUAUGGGAUUUUCCUGGAAUUAUUAAAGAUAUGAAUGCAUAGCUGAUACAUAAUUGAGAGCUAUGAAGCUGGAACUCGAUGAAGUCAUUUAAACUAGUGUAUUACUAUCUUUGAUUUCUGUUUUAUAUUUUGUUUGCAGGUUACACCAGGUACACUGGUGCUUCUUUAAUACAAAAUGUAAUAAUUCAGUGGUAAAGCCCCAAAGGCUGUAUUGUUAUUGAAGAUCCUUAACCUUUAUCUAAAAGAAGCAUAUGAUGUUAUGUGACUUGAGCCACUAAUAACAUGCUACUGUCUCUGUGUGUGUUAUUAUACAUUUAAUGUUAUUUGACAUUAUUUCUUUUUUGUUUAGCAGUUGAUUUCUUGGGAAAAUGAAUAUGUCUGUUAGACUGUAACACACGUUUUCUGUACUUGUCUUUAGAGACAGCUUCUUUAAUAUCCUACAAGUCUUAUUCCUAUAAUAGCUGGUUAAGUAUUCAGAAUUGUUAAUAUGAUUUAUAUGUUGUUGCAAUAACAGAUGCAAAAAAUUGUUAACUGCCACUAUUCAGAAACUAAAUUGUACUUUAAAUUUCAUCCUAUCAGUGACAGAUUUCAUAAACAUUAUGCAAAAUAUUUUUGUGCAGAAAAACAAAUGCAUGGGGAAAAAUUAAAUUCUCCUGUCAAAAUA